AUGCAAUUCCUAUUACCUCUCUUGCUGUUGGGUGCUGCUGGCAUCCAAGCAUAUCAAUCGACCGAGCUUCCCACAUUUGUCAGGCGGGCUUCUAAGGGUGCAGAAUGUCCCAAAGUAUGGAGCAAGAUAUCCAAAGACUUGACGAAGUCAUUUGUCUCUGGAAAGGAAUGUACAGAUCUUGCCCGAGGCGCCAUUCGAUACGCCUUUCACGACGCCGCCACUUUCUCGACAAAGCUGCCAAAUGUUCCACCUGCUUCAGGUGGUGCUGAUGGAUCCCUGUUGCUCAAUGCUGGCGAGAUUGGCCGCAACGACAAUCGUGGUCUUCAGAAUUAUCACAGCUUCAUCACAGGCAAAUAUGCAGAGUAUAAGUCAGAAGGGGUCGGUGCAGCGGAUUUGAUCCAGUUCGCAGGGAACCAUGCAGUGGUCUCGUGCCCGGGUGGGCCAACCGUUAUGACCUUAAUCGGGAGGGAGGAUACAUCCACCGCAUCACCAGAAGGUCUCUUACCCGCAGGCUUCGGGAAGGGUGCGGAUCACGAUACCAUUUUCCAACUCUUCUCCGACAAAGGAUUCAGCGCGGUUGAUCUCGCUGCAUUGAUAGGCGCCCACACAGCAAGCAAAUCCCAAGCGCCCCAGGUACCCCCCGGCACGUCGCAAGACUCCACACCUGGUACUUGGGACGUCAAGUACUAUUCGGAAAUUUACAAGCCUCCUCCCGGCGUGGCCCGCUUCGAGGCCGAUAUCAACCUGAGCAGUCCCAACACCACCGUCGGAAAAGAGUUUCAGAACUUUAUCGACAACCAGGGCAAAUGGAACGGAAAUUUUGCAUCGGCUAUGUUCAGGCUCGGCUUGCUGGGCAUUUCACCAGAGACCUAUAACAACUUUGUCGACUGUACCAGUGCUCUGCCACGAACUACGCAAAAGCGGAAUGUCAUGGGCGCACCCAUUAAUUUUCGUUUUCGGUGA
This is a messenger RNA of Endocarpon pusillum Z07020, 963 nucleotides long. RefSeq lists its product as uncharacterized. Gene Ontology annotation, molecular function: peroxidase activity; heme binding. The record is from RefSeq and is a predicted model, not a curated record. Gene Ontology annotation, biological process: hydrogen peroxide catabolic process; response to reactive oxygen species; cellular response to oxidative stress. The transcript has a single exon. Bases 1 to 963 code for a protein of 320 amino acids. Lineage: Eukaryota; Fungi; Ascomycota; Eurotiomycetes; Verrucariales; Verrucariaceae.